Labeo rohita (rohu) is the source of this 1115-nucleotide messenger RNA. RefSeq lists its product as uncharacterized. Lineage: Eukaryota; Metazoa; Chordata; Actinopteri; Cypriniformes; Cyprinidae. The record is from RefSeq and is a predicted model, not a curated record. The transcript is spliced from 5 exons. The coding region runs from base 209 to 835 and encodes 208 amino acids.
GCAGAUAUUUGAAAAAGAAUGUGAAUAUAGAAAACGCUUUUGUGCUCAUUUUGACUGAUGAAUGUUGCAGUGUUUCCGACAGAAUUGUUAUUAUAUUUUUUGCGUUCAGCCAGUAAAGAUAAUGCAAUGAGAAGAUUUGUGGUUCAUGGCGUUUCCAUUCCUGUCGGCGGCGCGGUAGAUUCAGAGGACACGAUACGGAAACAAAAGCAUGAAUGCUGUAAAUGCUGUGCAUCUGUUCAUUAUGGUUUGGACCUUCACUGCUGUCUGUCAAGCUAAUGAUGAUGGCUGCAGUGUAAAGUGUCAAAAUGUGACUGGAUUUGUGGGGAAUGAAGCAACUUUCAAAUGCAGUGUCUCAUUGCAACGCACUGAAUGCUGCAUUAAACUGUAUAAGUUUCAAUACCCUAAGGGCUAUGAUGAGUCUGCAAUCUGUAAAGAAGGGAAUCUUGUGAACUACUGUGAUCACAGUUACAGCUUCACAUGCCGCUACACUCCAACUACAGCAAUGACUGAAAAAUUCAGAUUCUUUGUGCAAACAUUAUGUGGAAUGAAAACAGCUGAAUUCCCUGUAGACAUAACAGAGCCUGUGAAACGUGAAAUCGUCACUGAAGCUCCUGAAAAGAAAGAAGAACCUGUCUGGGUCAUACCAGAAACGUCUGAACAGAAGAAAGCAGAAGGUCGUGGAUUUAAGAUCGCCGUCAUCGCUGCUGUUAUAAGCUGUUUCAUCAUCGUCAUAAUGCCAGCUAUUUACAAAAUUAAACAAAAACGCACCAGACAGAACAGGACGUUUCAGGUUAUUAGACAAGAAGGCGGCAACAGCAGUCAUCCAGAUAUGUGAUAUAAUAGCAUUGUUUGACCUAUCAUAUAGUGCUCAUGAAAGACACAAACUUUGAUUGAACUCUCGUAAACUACUCUAUCUUUUAGACUUCAGUCUACUAAACAAUAUAACUUUUAUUAUUUCUGUGAAAUAAUGGUAUGUUAUAGAUUUGUUUGAUCAGUGUAUUUAUUGUUAAUAUUCUGCACAUGCAAUUUGUAAUGUGUGAACAGUAAGGUUUUGUACAGUGUGUUUUAUUGGUUUAAAAAGGAAGGAGCCAAAUAAACACUUCUCUAAAGAUGAA